AUGCUCGUGACGAACCUCUCAAGACCAUCCGUGUACUCCUCCUUCAAACGGCAGAACAGCUCCUCGUCUGAAACAACCUCCGUGGGAUCCAUUCAUGGCGAUGCGCUGCGAGCGAACAAGUCACGACCAUCAACAGCCCAAUCUUUCUACUCGCUUUCUUCCGCAUCCUCACCGUCCCUGAAGUCAGGCUCCUCGCCCUCGCCCUCGUACCCUCAGCCGCCGAAGAAGAUGAGAUCGCCCGCCCCGCUGCCGCUGAAGAGCUCGACGUGGGACGCCGCCCAGCCGUUAUCUGCGCCAGAUCCCGCAUACGUGGAGUCGGAACUGCGGGUCCCCGCCAUCCAGGUCGUUUCACCAGCCUCGAUAUUGCCAUCUGCGCCCGAUACGCCACUGGAGGUGCCCGAAUCCGAGCUGCGGCGGCGCCAGCUGCACAAGCUGACGAGGAUCCUGGGCGAGGCGAUACCCGCGGACCUGAUCACCCUCCGGGCGGAGCCGACGAGCGUACUCAGACCCACGCCGCCGCCACCGCAAAAGAAUAAGAAGCUGCUGCUGCAGCAGCAGCAGUAUACGACUGGCCUCGGUUCCGCGUUGUCGGAUAUCCUUCCGCCACGCCGGUCGAUGGACGCCGUGCAGCCGCAGCGCCGCGCGGGUGCGUCGAGCGCGAGCAGUGCGGCGGCGUCGGCGACGACCAAGCUUGCGCGGCGAGCGAGCUUAUCGUUCAAUACGAUUGCGUCGAGGCUCCGGAGCGGCUCGCACUCGCGGGACUCGUCGUUGGAGUCCGGCGAGGGAAACAGGGCCGGCACGCCCUCGCCGACUCUGUCGGCGUUCGCGACGAUGCCUCCGAGGCGCCGCUCGUUGGCGCUAGGCUCCCCGAUCCUGUUCGCGUUUCCUAGGCGAUCGCAAACUCCGCAGCCGCAGCCGCGGUCGGAGCCGGUGCCUUCUGCCGUUCCGGUUGCGGACAGCCACAUUAUUGAUAUUGGCUAUCGAGACUCCGAGGACGAGGAGGGGAGAGAGCGGGAGGAGGAGGAGAAUGGGGCCGAGCUGGAGGGUGACGCGGUUCCGAUCGUCGAUGCACCCCUGCAGCCGGGUCCGCGCGCAUUCGAAACGCGAAUCAUGCCGAUGCCAGCGCACACAGACCAUUCAGCGUCGUAUUCGCGGCCUGGGACGCCCUUCGACGCGUCGCGCCCACAAACACCAUUCGAAGAUUUCUUCCUAGGCCGGUCUCGACCCGCCACCCCGUUUAUGGCUGGACGGCCGUCGCUGGAGCGCCAUCCCCCGCGUCCGGACACGCCGUUUCUUGAUCUCGACCCGCAGGCAGCAGCACCGGCGAUGGCGGCAGAGCAAGGCACGCGGUUCCUGUCGCCGACUGUCCGGAAGGAACGUGCCCAGGGAUGGAGCGGGGAGUGGAACAAGGCUGACAUCAAGGAUGUUAUGGAGAAGCUGCGGAAGCUCAAGUGA
Messenger RNA from Mycena citricolor, 1455 nucleotides. The record is from the annotation of a GenBank genome assembly. NCBI's taxonomy places the organism in Eukaryota, Fungi, Basidiomycota, Agaricomycetes, Agaricales, Mycenaceae.